AUGCCUCUCCUCCUCCGCACCCUCCUUCGACCCUCCUCCUCAUCUACCUCCCCAACCCUUAACCGCCUCCUUCUCCUCCCACCCAGUUGCAGAACCAGCACUCGCUCUCUACCCCUCAACCACAGCCACACCCAACUCUUCCACGCCUCCCCACCUCGCAAAUCCCUCUUCCUAUCCACCCUCCACCUCUCCCACGACGCCCUCCUCUCCCUCCACACCACUACCGGCCUCCCCUGGUCAACCACCAUCCCCCUCUUCGCUAUACUCCUCCGCAUAUCGCUGAUGCUCCCUAUCGCCAUCUACAACCGGCGCUCUAACAUCAAGCAAAUCUCCCUGGUCCCCCUCAUCGAAUCCUGGAAACCGCACCUCCGCCACGAAACCAUGCGCGAGGUCGGACAUCUCGGCCCGGGGCAAGCACAGAAGACGUUCCUGAAGAAGAUAUAUAGCAAGAGGGUGGAGCUGUUCAGGAGGUAUGGCUGCGAGAGGUGGAAGAGCUACUUUGCUCUGGUGCAGAUUCCUGUUUUUCUGAGCGUCAUGGAGACCCUGAGGAAGAUGUGUGGGUCGAACCAGGGGAUUCUGGGCAUGAUAAUGGGCGGGGACGAGGUUGUGGAGGCAGGAAUACAGAAUACUGGUACUUUUGUGACGGCUGAUGGAUUGCUGGACACAGCAGUUGGUAUCCCGGUGGAGGCCUCCCUGGCUACAGAAGGUGCCCUCUGGUUCCCUAAUCUUCUCCUUGCGGAUCCGCAUCUCGCCCUACCGUUCAUCCUCUCUGCAACCGUCCUACUUAAUAUCCUUGGCGGCGCGCGCAAGACCUACGCUGACAUGGGGAUAUGGACUAAGCGCUUGACCCGUUCUUUUAGUCUCCUAGCCAUAUGUCUCGGUCCAAUGAUGCUGAAUGUCCCGUCUGCUCUGCUCAUAUACUGGAUCAGUAGCAGUGGGGCGGCAUAUUUACAAGGUGUACUGCUGGAGAAGUUCAUACCGAUUCCUAAGCCUGUGUUACCGUGUGUGCCGAAAAGACAGUGGAAGUCGGGAUUCGGACAGCAGAAACCGGAGGGAUAUGUCAACCCGUUAUUAGCUAUGGAGAAGGCGGCAAAGAAGGAGUUGGAGGCGAAGAAAGCUGCGGCUAGACAGAAGCUUGCGUUGGACCAGAAUCAACCCAUUGGGAAGAGUGGUCCGCUGAAAGGGAGAUAG
Cadophora gregata is the source of this 1191-nucleotide messenger RNA. RefSeq lists its product as uncharacterized. Gene Ontology annotation, biological process: protein insertion into mitochondrial inner membrane from matrix; mitochondrial respiratory chain complex IV assembly. Bases 1 to 1191 code for a protein of 396 amino acids. The record is from RefSeq and is a predicted model, not a curated record. NCBI's taxonomy places the organism in Eukaryota, Fungi, Ascomycota, Leotiomycetes, Helotiales, Ploettnerulaceae. The transcript has a single exon. Gene Ontology annotation, cellular component: mitochondrial inner membrane. Gene Ontology annotation, molecular function: membrane insertase activity.